Diospyros lotus (date-plum) is the source of this 1728-nucleotide messenger RNA. RefSeq names its product protein SOSEKI 1. The record is from RefSeq and is a predicted model, not a curated record. Lineage: Eukaryota; Viridiplantae; Streptophyta; Magnoliopsida; Ericales; Ebenaceae. The coding region runs from base 308 to 1636 and encodes 442 amino acids. The transcript is spliced from 8 exons.
CUCAGCUAACACGGAGGGAUGAUGGGUUUUGGAUUUAACUGCAUUGGCAUUGGUUUCAUCAAAGGAAGGAACUACCACAUGUCCCUGCUUCCAUCUUCUGCGUAUAUAUAAAUAUACGAGCAAUUAGACACAAAUUGAUGAGUUUCUGCUGAAACGUGCAUGUUGAGGCUUCUAAUUGCUUCAAAGCGAUCGAGUAGGAGAUAACUUUAUAUCCGAUCGAUCGAGAAGCACAGCCAAACAGAUCACAGUUGCAGAAAGAAGGAGACUGUAAUCUGAAUUGAGAACGAUCCAUCGGCUGGUUUUGGCCAUGGAAGUCACUGCCGAGUUGAAGCUUGUGAAGAAGAGGAUAGCCAUAAGAAACAUGGAAGCAGCCGGUGGUGGUGGUGGUGGCGGCAGCGGCGGCGAAGGCGAAAUGAGAAGAAUUCACAUCAUUUACUUCCUCAGUCGAAAGGGUCGGGUCGAACAUCCCCAUCUCAUCCGGGUUCACCAUCUCUCUCGAAAUGGGAUUCAUCUUCGGGAUGUUAAGCGAUGGCUCUCGGAACUGCGGGGAAAGGACCUGCCCGAUUCAUUCGCUUGGUCUUACAAGAGGAGGUACAGGACAGGCUACGUAUGGCAAGAUCUUCUGGAUGAGGAUCUCAUCACUCCAAUCUCUGACAAUGAAUAUGUCCUCAAAGGCUCCGAAAUUUCCUCAUUCAAUCUUGAUCUUUAUAAUUCACAAGGUGAGAAGAAAGUUUCCAUGGAGAAUAAAGGUCCAACCCUCCAAACAAAUGCCAAAGAAGAAAUCCAAGAAAGCCCAGCAAAAACGGCGACAGACGCCUCUUCGGCAAAACCAUCGCCGCCUUUAGGCUCCGAGGCCUCCACCAUGACCGAGGAUUCGACCAAGCUUGAAGAUGAAAAGCUUUCAGACAUAAACAAGCAGGAAACGCCGCCAAAAACAGACAAAACGCUUCCGAAAGCCAGUAAAUAUGAGAAGUCUUUUCUGCUGGGCAAAAGGAACGCCAAGAAGAAGAACAGGAACAACAUUAAUGUCGAGAGUAAUCCUAGUACGCCGGCGACUUCGUCAACGUCUUCAUCUUCAGCUUCGUUUACUAAAAGCAAGAGCUACUCAAGCGGGGCCUCUAACAUGUUACUGAACCUCAUCAAGUGUGGUGGUGUGGACACCACUGAAUCGACCGUGAUGGUGAUCAACAGGCCGGAGAAGAGAUCUUCGUACAUGCCUCUGAAGAAGCCACCAGAGGUUGAUACUUCUGUUACUAACACCGCAGAGAUUUGCAAAGGAGAUGGGCUUGGAGGGUCUGAGAGGAUCUAUGGCACGUACUGGAAUAAACAAUUACACUUUAAUUCAAGGAGGAGUUUUGAUGGGUGGAAGAGUUCAAACAAUGAAAAGAGUGAAGCCAAUGGCCAAAAGCCAGUCUCUGCUGUUUACAAGCCAGUCAACCGGCCCAGUUGCUCGCAGUGUGGGAAAAUGUUCAAGCCAGAGAAAUUGCAUGCACACAUGAAGUCAUGUAGAGGGCUGAAAUCCCUAUCAAAGAGUGCUUCUGCUUAUGCUGCUGCUGCUUCUGAGCCAACCAAAUCAGAGAAUUCUUCUAACUCCCAACAAUCCCACUCUCCCCAUUAUUUGACUUACUCUAGUUAAUUAAUCUCUUUUCUUUUCUCUUUUUUUUUAAUAGAGAAUUUUAAUUAUUUGCAAUUCUAAUGAAUAGAAUUGGCCUUGAAUGCCCUUCACUU